Trachemys scripta elegans is the source of this 3258-nucleotide messenger RNA. RefSeq names its product BPI fold-containing family C protein-like. The transcript is spliced from 16 exons. Gene Ontology annotation, molecular function: lipid binding. Lineage: Eukaryota; Metazoa; Chordata; Testudines; Emydidae. The coding region runs from base 848 to 2260 and encodes 470 amino acids. The record is from RefSeq and is a predicted model, not a curated record.
UACUGUAACACUUGUAGAAGACAAUGGUAACGCUGUGUUGGAGUUCGGUCUGUCUUUGUCAGUGCACAAGCUUGUUUAAAUGGAAACCUUUCCUGGAAGGUUUAUCUAAACUUUUUAGGGAAUUAGUCCACGAAGAAGCCAUAAAACAUCAAACAGGAGAGCCUAGGCUGAGAUAUCUGCAGGCUGGUCCAUACAAUAACUUGUAAAGCUUGGAAAUCUACAUGGAUGGAAACAAAGAAGCCUUUUCUCUUCCUUUUAAGGAACUGAAGGUGUUUGAAAACUGUACUUCAGAGAAAGAAAAAGAAUUACAGGAGUGGUUUAUGUAAAUGUGGGAGCUGUUUUGUUCAUCAUACUCAGUUACUGGAGAAACAAGUAUCAGAGUAAUUAUGUGUGAGACUCACUGGAGUCAACAUGUAACUUGCAUAUUAUAUAGCUAUAGUUAAAGUAUAUGUCAGUCAGGAAAAAAACACCCAGCUCUUACAAUUCUCUUUUUAUCUGCUAACCCAGCUGGUGCAGUGAAGCAAAUUGCCCCAUAUCCGAUAGAGAUUGGGGGUUAGAGGAGCGCUUGCUGGCUGAGUUUCAGUGCUGAUAGGACAGGUAAUGUUGGUUAGUUGGGGGAAGCAACUAGAAGCAAUUAUCCGAGCCCCCUUGAUAAUGAGAGAAAGACUAUAUAGCCUGGAGGUCAAGGCACUCCCCUAGGAUAAGAGAGACCCAGUUCCAGAUCACUGCCAAUUGACAUUUAUACAAAGUGGAACAGCUCCAAGAGGAGAGAUUGAGAGAGCUCCCAAGCAGGCAGCAUAUGAACCUAAGUCUCCUACAUCCCAGGUCGCUGUGAAAACAGGAAACGAUGCUGAAGUUUUGGUAUUUUUUCCUCUUGUUACAUUUGCUCAUCCAGCAGCUUGAUGCUAACCCUGGGCUCAAAGUGAGGAUCACACAGAAAGGACUGGACUAUGGCAAGAGGAUCGGGCUGGAGAUCCUGAAGCAAAGAAUAAAAGAAGAAAGCUUCCCAGAUUGGAGUGGCCAGGAGAAAUCUGGAGUUGGCGAUGUGGACUACACAAUUUCAGGGGUAAGAAUUAACACCAUUGAAUUCCCAGAUGCUUCCGUAUCCCUCAUACCUGGGAUUGGGAUUAAACUAUCAACUCAACGUGCUUACGCAACCCUCAGUGUGAACUGGAGCAUCAGGACCUGGUUGUUCAAAGACAGCGGAAGUGGUACAGUGUCCAUUUCAGGAGUAUUUAUUACAGCAGUCUUUACCAUGUCACAAGAUAGCACAGGUCACCCAUCAAUGUCACUGGAUAGCUGCCAGAUGAGUAUUAGGGGUGUGGAAGUCAAGCUGAAUGGAACAAUCAGCUGGCUCUAUAAAUUCUUUACUAAAUACCUGGAGAAGCCCAUUCAAAGGAGCUUGGAUACACAUUCAUGUCCAAACAUCAGACAAGGGAUCCAGCAGAUUGAUGCACAGCUCAGAAUGCUUCAGGUCCCAACCCAGAUCGAUGCCUUUGCCCAAAUAGACUACUCCCUAGUUAACUCUCCAGGAGUCUUCCAAUCAUACAUUGAUCUGGACUUAAAGGGCGCAAUCUAUCCAGUUGGAAAUUGGACUGACCUUGCCUUUGUACCAGCUCCCUUCAUUCUCCCAGACAAAAGUGAUUCUAUGCUUUACUUUGGCAUCUCUGAGUAUUUCUUUAGGUCUGCCUCGCUGGCUUAUUACACAGCAGGGGCCUUCAACAUCACCAUCGUAGAAGAGCUUUCCAGUUAUUUUAAUGUAACGACGGAGACAUUUGGCAGCAUCAUUCCUGAGAUUGCCAAGUAUUAUGUAGAGGCACGGCCCGCAAUGUUGAACCUGAGGGCUGCUGCUGCACCUGUGGUCAGUUUACAGACAGACACCUUUACUCUAGAAAUCUGUGCCACCAUGGAGGUGCUUGCUGUCCUGCCGGACUCAACCACCCAAUCCAUCUUUACAGUGAACAUAAUAGCGAACACCAGUGCCAGUCUGACUAUAUUUGAACAGAAGCUGAUUGGCUCAUUAUGUCUGAACAGAUUCCACCUCUUCCUGGCCGACUCCAGUGUUGGGUUCUUUGAGGUCUCACUUUUGGACAAUUUCCUGUCUUACGUUUUACGGAAUGGAGUAAUCCCAGCAGCCAAUGCUAAACUGAAGAAGGGAUUCCCUCUUCCUAACCUGGACCAAAUUACCCUCCUCAGACCUGUUGUUAAAGUUAACGAGGGUUAUCUGCUGAUUUCCACUGACAUUGACUACAAACUCUAAGGAAGGAGAGCUCAUUUGGAUGAUCAGGAAGUUCCCAACCAACAACAAGACCCUGAAGGCUGAACACUGUCCCUUUGUUUUUAAAUUAAAAAAUUCUGGAAAUGAAUGAAGUCUUCCCACUUCUGCUCUGAUUUGGGCAAAAAGCCAAAAAGAAAGAGGGACUUGACUAGCAUGUAUCCAGCAGAGAACCAUGUAAAAAAUAUGUUACAGUGUGUGUUUUUGUGGUUAGGUAGGGGAAGUAUUUGUUAUUCAGGAGUUUGUAGCUGCUGCAAAAGUGACUGUUUGUAAAGGUUAAAGUCUCUCUGUUUAAGUAAAGCCUUUUCUAUAUACUUCCUGGGAAGCUCAAUAUUCUUUAGAAAAAAGGAAGGAUGUAUGCCACCAAACUGCAAACACAGCAAUCAUUGGCAGCUGCUUUAGGGUCUGGUUGUAGCAUAAACUUCUUAUUCUGCUUCCAGCUGAAUGCAUCUGUUGUGUUUAAUAUGAAGUGGGAGCUAUCAAAAAGUGCUUCAAGCUGAAAACACUUUUGGUGCCUAUGAGGACUAAAAUCUUUUGAGUGCUGUGUGAAAGGAUUUCCUCAGAGUUUGAUCAGGGGGGUGGACCAAGUGCCAUUGCUCUUCUGAGUGGUAUUUCAGGACAGGGACUACCCUGAUGUCUUUUUAGUUAUAGUAAGUGGGUACCCAAGAGGCUCCAGAACUAUAGAACUUAGAGCUGAAAAAGACUCAUUAGUCUAGUUCAUGCUCCGACAAUACAGAAUUAUUCUUUACACUUUCAUUAGUACUGUAUCCCUAAGUUUUAGAUAUGCCAAGAAAUGCAGCUACAACCACUUUUCUUGAGAAACUAUUCCACAAUCUCACUUUCAAGAAAUCUUCAUGCAAAAUUUUUUAAUGAUUCAUUCAAUUACUCCUAGUGCUAUCUACUCCUUGUUCCACCUGGAAGAGUUCCUAGCUCCCCUUGGCUCUUCAGCUUGCAGUGACAAAAAGGGGCUGUUGAAAGGGAAG